Messenger RNA from Atta colombica, 4912 nucleotides. It is a transcript of the gene LRR, whose product is annotated as F-actin-uncapping protein LRRC16A. The record is from RefSeq and is a predicted model, not a curated record. Lineage: Eukaryota; Metazoa; Arthropoda; Insecta; Hymenoptera; Formicidae. The transcript has 23 exons. Bases 63 to 4562 code for a protein of 1499 amino acids. Gene Ontology annotation, molecular function: protein binding. Gene Ontology annotation, cellular component: lamellipodium; plasma membrane. Gene Ontology annotation, biological process: cell migration; regulation of Arp2/3 complex-mediated actin nucleation.
GAUGACGACGACGACACAUUAGAUGGAACAGCGAACUUCAAUGGAAGACUUCAGCUAGCAAAAUGUCAACCCGAUCGCAGCUUACAAAGGAUUUAAAUGAAUCGGUGAAAGCGCUACUUGGCAAGCAUGUAAAAAUACUAUUAAAGAAUGUGGUGAAAUUGGAAACAAAACAGGACAAACAGGAAAAUCGUGUUCUCGUGUUCUCGCCAUGUCGCCUCUUUCUCUUAUCGGCCAAAGUACCCACAAGAAUCGACUGCCAUUUUCAUUAUCUAGAAGUAACGGCUAUAGAAUCGAGAAGAGCGAAUCAGCUAUGUUUGACCGUCGGAGAACGGUAUUACAAUUUUACUACAAACAGCGUCGGCGGAGAUACCACAGAAGUAGACGCUAUGAUAGAGGCCUUACACACGGCAAUUCGAAAUAUCUUUCCUACAGUACCGUUAAAUUAUAUUAUACGAAAAAUAGAGGUAAUACCAGCUAGCAGACUGCAGAGUAUACGAGGAAGCGAGUUAGCUAGAAGCACAGAAGCCACGAGACACACAGGGCCCUGUGGUGGUUUCUCUACCCAAUAUGCGUGCAUGUGUGACUUGCAUGGUGUACCGUACAGGGAGGAAGUGGCCUGGGUGAGAUUGACGGCAUCAUUAGAAUUUGCUUUAACAAUGUUGAAUUAUCUGCUACAAAAAUCUUAUUUAGACAGAUAUGAAUUUCAGGAUGUCGACACAAUAUACCUUUCACAUGACACUAGAGAGCUGAAUUUGACAGACUUUGAUCAUUUAGAUCAGAAGGACUUGGUGCCAAUUAUCUCGGCCUUGGAGUAUAACACUUGGUUCACUAAAUUAAGGGCAUCUCACCUCAAGUUAAAUCACGAGCCUUUAGAAAGAUUGUUACAUGUUAUGCGAAGAUCUUUGUCCAUUCAAGAGCUUUAUUUAGAUAAUCUUGGGAUUAAGUGGGAUUUCGCUCACAAGCUGUCGUUAGCCUUGAUCUCUAAUGCUAACACGAUGUUGCAAACAAUAGAUUUGUCACACAACAUGAUCGAGGAUAAAGGAGCCUCUAGCUUGUGUGGGAUAAUAGCCAAGUUAAUGCAAGGUGGUACUCAUCUGAGCGGCCCUAUUGGCAAGUUGCCUAAAGGUUUACAAGAAUUAAAUUUGGCCCAUUGUGGAUUGACCGGGAAAGGUAUAAGUCAAAUAGCUCACGCAUUAAGCUUGAACAGAAGUAUGCCAACUAGUUUGCGAUAUCUGAAUCUUUCGGAGAACACCUUGAAGGACGAUGUCAAUAAUUUGUGCAAUUUCUUGGCACAACCUAAUAGUUUAACACACCUAGAUCUUAGCGGUACGGAUACUACUUUAGAAUAUUUGUUCGGUGCAUUACUACGGGGUUGUGCAACUAAUUUAAUCCACCUGAACGUUGCCCGGAAUUCCUUUUCAAGCAAGAAGACCAAAGAAAUACCUCCAAGUUUUAAACAAUUUUUUACGGCGACCCUUUCGCUGAAGUACUUAAAUAUAUCUUCGUGCAAACUACCGUUGGAGGCAUUAAAACAUCUGCUACUCGGUUUGGCAUGCAACGAAAGUACAGUUGGCCUAGAGCUUGACAUGAGCGGAAACAAUUUGGGUUCUAUGGGCGCGCACGUUCUAGAAUCAUGCAUUCACGGAGUUAGGUGUAUAGCGUCAUUGGAUAUAUCGGACAGCAACAUGGACGUCGAUUUGGCACAAGUUGUAACGGCAGUUGGCAAGAACAAAUCGAUAAAGCAGUUAUACAUGGGACGCAAUACCGCCAGUAUGAAGAGCAAGCACAUAGCCGUCGUGAUGGACGCUCUGGUGCAAAUGCUUCAGGAGGAUGAUUGUGUUCUUCAAGCAUUACAUCUACCAGAUUCUCGAUUAAAAGGCGAUCUCUAUAAUCUGAUUAAUGCUCUUGGUAGUAACACAUGUUUACACGUCUUGGAUAUUAGCGGUAAUCAGAUAGGUGAUCCUGGUGCAAGGUUGUUAGCAAAAGCAUUGCAAAUCAAUAAUCAUUUACGGACCAUUAUAUACGACAAAAAUAACAUUACGUUACAAGGCUAUGCGGAUAUUGUUCACGCUCUAGAGAAGAACUGUAGCGUACGACAUAUGCCGUUUCCCAUUUAUGAUCUCCAACCUUGUAUGAAAACUUCCGCAGAGAAAACAGAGCAGUUAGUCAAGAAGAUACAAGAUCUGUUGCAAAGAAAUGUUACGCCGUGCAAAUAUAGUCAUGGGCAAGCGUUCCGUUUGCAACAAGGAUUUCUGUUGAGUUCUACGCAACAAAUGGUUGAUAGACUCGUCGUUCAAACUCAAGACACUAUAAAGACCCUUGCGGCAGAGAGUUGUGACGCUAAUAAUGAUAUCAAUUAUGCGACUGGACUUAUACAAGAUGCGGAUAAUUCUAAACAACUACUGCCAAGAUUACAUGAAGUGCUUCAAAGACGCGACGAGAAUAAUCCAAUCGAGCAAAAGCUACAUGAUAUGGCAAACGAACUUCAUAAAGUUAUAACGACAUAUCUACAGGAUUCUUUGGAUGCAAUGAUAAAAUGCGCAAAUGAGCAAUGUCCUACUAUACUUUCACAAAUGGUGAUCAGGGGCGACGAGAGUGAGCCGAUCGCAGUACAAGAUGAUCUUCGUAAUACGUGUAAAGAGAAAAACCAAAUUAAUAACGAAUUCAUACAUACCACUGUUACCGAACAAGCUGGCGCAGAUAUAGUUAAUAGAAUUAAUGAGCUUAAUUUAGCAGUUGCGGCGCAUAUAUCCGACAGGAUCACGGACGAGGUAAUCGAAUCAUUAUCAAGAAGUUAUAAAACUUUGAUUGGCGAUUGUGAUAGCCGAACGAGAAGUAGCACACCAGAUGUUUUACGACCUAGCGCUGGCUCGAUGAGUAGCGGAAGUGUGAUAGGCGUGACAAGUGCGAGCGGUGUCUCCAUGACUUUACCUCCUGGUAGAGUUAAUCUCAUGUCCGAAGAGGACUGUCCGCCGGAAACAUGUUCGCUAGCAGAUUCUAUUGGUCAAUGCGUCAACGAUCAAUCACCAAUGGCAACACCACAUCUAUCGAAUAAGCGUAAAAGUCUGCAUGGAAGGAAAUUGAGGCCCAAAUCCGUAGUGGACUCAGUAGAAGGACUAUCCGCUGAUGACAUACCAGAUCUGUUGCCGUCAUUGCCGAAGAGUCAAGCGGAAGCUAUUUCGGAAACCGAGCACUCGUUGACAGAGUCAUUAGAUUCCGUCUCAGAAUUGCCUAACACUGUGAGUCAGCAAUUACAACAUCUAGUAAAGUCUAGACCGCGCAGAACGAAAACGCGAGCGCCCACGAGACCGAUGUUAAGACCAGAUCAACCGAUUGAUGGUCUUGCUCUGGGCGAAGGUCUCGACGUGUUCUUCCGACCUACUACACCUACCACGCCUUUGAUCUCGCCUACGAGUGACGACAGUUCUCUACAUACUUUUCCAACGGAUGGCAGUCCUAAUUUAUCGCUGACGAGUCACAAAAGCAUUCCACCAGACAUGGAGAAAAAGCAUAGUUGUAAUUCACCGAUGCUAAAAACACUUUUGGAACCCGCGCCGCGCUCACGUUCCAGCGACAACUUGGAAAAGUUUUCCCCCCUUGUUGGUAGAAGAUCACAAGGUGAUUCACCGCUUACUGCCUCACCGCUCGCCCGGAGAAAUACUACGGACAGCGCUCAAGCUUAUGAGAGAUCCAAAGGCGAGGUUUUUGUGAAAGAGAUCUGUAACAGCGCUGCUGCGAAUGACAUAAGCGACGAUUCUAAGCGCAGCACAUUAACAAACGUAUCUAAUAUAAGUCCGCGUGGCUCGCAUGAUAUCGAUGAUACCUUCGGAGCGAACACAGAAAGAGACCAAGAGAAUCGUAAAAGUGUCACGAAGAAAUCCGUAACUGAUGCUGAGAAAUCAUCUUCGUCUGUCAAGCUACGAUCAACCGGUCACGAUCUGAAAAGUCCAAUAAACAGUAAUAGCAGCGGCAUCAAGAGCAUAUCCGAUUCAGCCAAGUCCCCCGUAUUAAAACCAUUGAAGAAUGUCGGGUCUACAAGCGACGGAAAAAGCAACGGCUCACUUAUUAAAAAUAAGCCCACUCCACCAGCGACGGCACCUAAACCGCGACCAUGGAGCAUGACCACCGAUCGAAAAUCUGGAGAAUUCAGUCUGUUAAGCGAUGGUUCUAGUCCGAACACCUCGGCUGGCAAUACGCCCGAUUCUGGCGAUGCUCUCGAUGAAUCGACUGACAGCGGUGUCAGUGGACCGGCCUCCUUGCCGCCGACGUUAUCGACAAGCAGCACUGCAAGUUCGUUGAGUAAUUCAAGCGUAGAAAAGAGAUCGGUGAGGGAAUUGGCAGCGAGCUUGAACAAAAGCAAAACAGACAGGAAGGAAAAUGAGCAUGCCGCACCUGCAGCAUGGCGGUCACUACUUCAACGUUCUGUCGAUCGAGCAAAUACCAAGGCAACGGAAGUGCCGAAAAUGGUUGAGGAGAGCCGUUUCAGCUUUAAGCUUCGUCGCACGUCAUUCUUGCGUGAUUCAAAUUUCAACUACAAUAAUAAUGAUGUAGUGGAUGUCUGAUCACGCUUGAACGGAUGACCCAGCAUUGCACUACAAGGAGUAUUUUCUUUCGUAUGCUGAUGCCGGCUAUCUGACACACGAGAUAACAGUACUUUUUGUCUUCGUGCCAUAACAAGUCUUAUUAUGUAUAUAAAUAUGCAUAUACAUACAUCUUAACCGAUUUUAGCGUUAAAAACAAAAGCGAGAAUGUCUGGAACAAACGGGACACAUCACAAUUUCGGUGAAACAAGCCAAAUUUCCAUAUAGAAUAUUAAGAAUAUGGCAACUAUGAAAUAGGAUAAUAUGUAAAGGAAGCGUGAGUGUCUUCCAAGAUCACAAGUUACAGCAAUGACAUCACGUUCUUCAUUCGA